Molecule: messenger RNA, 9734 nt
Organism: Oncorhynchus keta (chum salmon)
Lineage: Eukaryota; Metazoa; Chordata; Actinopteri; Salmoniformes; Salmonidae
Product: zinc finger and BTB domain-containing protein 46
Exons: 6
Coding region: 398-2806 (802 amino acids)
Biological process (GO): regulation of transcription by RNA polymerase II
Molecular function (GO): protein binding; RNA polymerase II cis-regulatory region sequence-specific DNA binding; DNA-binding transcription factor activity, RNA polymerase II-specific
Source: RefSeq, a predicted model, not a curated record
CACACACACACACACACACACACACACACACAGUGUCUCUCGUCUCCAGGGUGAACCACAGUUCUCCAGGCUGUACAACAGCUUGGUUUGUCAGUAGCUGAUUGGGCCAUGUUGGGGUAUUUUGCAUUGCUUUGAAUCAGGGAUUCCGAGGCAAUGUUUGCAUUUUUUAUGCUUUGUGGUAAUUAGUCAUUAGGAAUUGUAUAGCUCAUCUCAUACUCCCAAGCUCUGUCAAUGUUUUACUGUAACUGGCAAACUGUAUUGGAUGGUGGACUGGUUUGUUAUAACCUACCUACCACCGUCCCAGUCUCCCUUCCUCCCAGUCAGCUAACCAAAUGAAACUGUAAACUCUCUCUCCCUCAGACCGUAUCCAGGAGAGGCUAACAGGUCAGCUAACCCAAUGAACAGCAACAGGAAGGAGGACAUGGAGAUCUCGUCCCACUACCGGCAGCUCCUGCGGGAGCUCAGCGAGCAGCGGCAGCAUGGCAUCCUGUGUGACGCCUGUGUCAUCGUGGAGGGGAAGAUCUUCAAGGCCCACAAGAACGUCCUCCUGGGCUCCUCGCGUUACUUCAAGACCCUCUACUGCCAGGUGAAGAAAGGGGCGGAGCCACAUCACCAGACGACUGUCACUCACCUGGACAUCGUCACGGCGACGGGCUUCAAGGCCAUCCUGGACUUCAUGUACUCGGCCCACCUGGCGCUGACCAGUAAAAACGUCAUUGAGGUGAUGUCAGCCGCCAGCUACCUGCAGAUGACCGACAUCGUCCAGGCCUGUCACGGCUUCAUCAGGGCCGCGCUGGACAUCAGUCUCCGCUCUGAACUGGCCGACGUCGAGAUGGGCGCUGCGGCGGGCGCUGGGAUAGGGGGAGGAGGGGUGGCGUCAGAAGCCUUGGUGUCUAUCAUAUCAGGACGAAGCUCCUCGCCCUGGCUGGGGAGGCAUACCAGCCCGGCCAACUCCUCUGGGGACUCUGCCAUUGCCAGCUGCCAUGAGGGUAGUGGCAGUACCUACGGGAAAGAGGACCAGGAACCACCCAAGAGCCACGAGAGCCAAGAGGACGGUGGUCACGACUCCCAGCCCGCCUGGCCACACAGCUACCGCCCCAUCACUGUCAAAGAGGAACAAGUCUCACCCUCCUCUGUUUCUCACCCCCGGGAUGGACCCAAUAUGGGCGCAGGGACACAGGGGGAUCAGGGGGGAGGAGGAGAAGGGCCGUGGCAGCCCUCUGGGUCUGGGCGGAGGAAGAACCGGAAGAACAAGGACACGGUCAGACACAUUACCCAGCAGGCCGAGGGGGACAGAGACAGCAGGGCGGGGUCGCCGCUGCCCUCCAUGAUGGGUGUGACGGGGUGGAGCUACAAUGGAAAAGACAUCCCAGGUGCAGAUGUGACGGAGCCCAACAGCUCAGACAGUCGCGGAGAACGUCUUGACUUUUUCCUCAAACAGGAAGAGUCUCUGGCAGCGAGCGAGGCCAACUUCCUGGGUGCCAGCGGCGAAUCAGAUGAGGCCGGAGGUGGGACCGGGGGCAGGACUACACCAUUGGUAGCCAAUCUGAGGGCAGCGUUGAUGAGCAAAAACAGCCUGCUGUCGCUACGGGCUGAGAUGCUGGGAGACGAUAACCCUCUCUUGUUUGAAUACCUGCCCAAAGGAGGGCACUCCCUCUCACGGCUCCACAACAACCACCAUAACCAGCAGCACCUCCACAGCCCAACACUCCAACCAGGGGCCACAGCAGGAGCCGCAGGGUCCACAUUUGAUAGCAAACAAGGGGCUGCUUCCUCCUCCUAUUCCGCCUCCUCUCCUCUUCUCCUCCCACCUCCCCUUCCACCACCCCAACCAUCCCCCCGCCGUCUACCCACUGCCCCCCCGCAGCCCUCAGAGGCCAGGCCUCUGAUGGCCCCUGGGUUGCGGCCUGGGGGACCCCGCUCAGCGCUCCACUCACACUCAGUGGAGCUGGCUAUGGAUGAAGAAGAGGCCCUGAAGGGCCCUGAGCCCUGCUCACCCCCACCAGAGGUGGAUACGCGGGAUGAAAAUGAUUCUAAUCAGGGAUACAACAAAGUUCUGGAGCAUGGCCCAUCUCCCAUGGAGGGGGAUCAGAUGGCCGAAGAGAGGCAUGGUGUGUCCAGGGUGGAGGUUUUGGAAGGUGGGGGGAGAGGGGCCCUGUUGGGUCCUGCUUGGCCCCAGGAGCUGGCCUGCUCCCUGUGCAAACGGCUGUUCAGCAGCCUGGAGCAGCUCAAGAAGCACGAGUACCGCCACACCCUGUCCCUCAUGGCCCUCUCCCUGGACUGGCCUGACCCACAAGGCCCCCAAGCCAACCACCACCACAACCAGACUCACGCAUUCUCUCAGGGCCCCAUUCCUUCCCAGUCUCUCUAUCGCCUCCCGGUGGGUGAGUCUUUCCCAGCACGGUACCUCUGCUCCCAGUGUCCAGCCACCUUCACGCUCAAGUCCAACGCAGACCGACAUGAGAAGACCAUCCACUUCAAGAGGAAGCUGAUGCAGUGCACCUACUGUCUGAAACACUUCAGAGACCGUACUGAUCUACACAGACACCUGUCUUCUGUACACUCCAGAGAAAGAGGGCACUCGUGCCCGGCCUGUGCCAAGGCGUUCAGCACUCAGAAGAACCUGGCCACACAUGUCAAGGUGUGCUGCCAGGUGGGGGUGGGGGUAGGGUCAUGGAGAAGGGUCGGUAUGGGGGUGGGGCAGGGAGGGGUUGCCGAGCAACUGUGGGGCUUGCAUCAUGAGAGGAAGGUAGACGCCCAUAGCAACCAUAAUAGUCAUCAUCACCAUGUGAAUGUGGUCGAUUGAGCUUGGAAGCAUACAAAGAUAAAGAGAGUAAACACACACCCACGUAUGCACACACACACACACACACACACACACACGCACACACGUAAACACACACACACACACCCACGUAAACACACACACACCCACGUACGCACACAAACACACCCACGUAUGCACACACACACACACGCAAACACACACACCCACGUAAACACACACACACACCCACGUACGCACACACACACGCGUAAACACACACACACACACCCACGUAUGCACACACACACACGCACACACACACCCACGUACGCAAACACACACACACGUAAGCACACACACACCCACGUACGCACGCACACACACACGUAAGCACACACACACACCCACGUACGCAUGCACACACACGUAAGCACACACACACCCACGUACGCACGCACACACACACACACACACAGGUAAACACACACACGUAAACAAACAAACACACACACGUAAACAAACACACACACACCCACGUAAACACACACACACCCACGUACGCACACACACACACACACACACACGUAUGCACACACACACACACACACACACGCACACGUAUGCACACACACACACACACACGCGCACGCACACACACACGUAAGCACGCACGCACACACACGUACGCACGCACACACACGCAAGCACACACACACACCCACGUACGCACGCACACCCACGUACGCACAAACACACACACUCACACACUAUACAUGCCAUUUUAUGACCUGUGGUUUCACUUACUCCAUAAACCCCUAUCUCCCUCCAUAAACCCCUAUCUCCCUCCAUAAACCCAUAUCUCCCUCCCUAAACCCAUAUCUCCCUCCAUAAACCCAUAUCUCCCUCCAUAAACCCAUAUCUCCCUCCCUAAACCCGUAUCUCCUUUCAUAAACCCAUAUCUCCCUCCCUAAACCCAUAUCUCCCUCCCUAAACCCAUAUCUCCCUCCAUAAACCCAUAUCUCCCUCCAUAAACCCAUAUCUCCCUCCCUAAACCCGUAUCUCCCUCCCUAAACCCAUAUCUCCCUCCCUAAACCCAUAUCUCCCUCCCUAAACCCAUAUCUCCCUCCCUAAACCCAUAUCUCCCUCCCUAAACCCAUAUCUCCCUUCACAUCAGUGUCGAUCUGGGCCCCAUAUGGCUUUUUUGUAAGAGCACUGGUAGAUUUUAUACAGCCUGUGCAAAAUGUGUAAGUAUUUGUACAUUUAUAAGAUUAAAGACCAAUAUUUUAUCAAAUGUUUGGUUUUUACAUAUGGGCCUAUAUUUUUGAGGAGGCUUGUGAAGUUAACAGUGAAAAUGUACUGUAACUGCUCAACUGAGAGCUUUAUUUAAAUAUAUAUAUAAAUAGGUGUCCGUGUUUGUCUGUCUGUUUGUCAUUCUGUCACUUGUUUAUGGAGUUGAAAUAGGGCUGCUCAUUUCAUUGAUGAUAUUGUGCUGCUGUUGGAAAUAGGAUCAGGUCUAGGAUCAGCUUCCAGUACCUUUUUAAAUCGUCACUAUUAGGGGGCGAAACACAAAACUGACUUUAGUGGGGAACUUUGUUCUUUCCCCCAGCCCCCUGUCUCCCUCUGUGUCAGGGCUCAACCUAUAGGCCGUCUUCUCCAUACAGGGAGAUCUGUAUCUCCAGUUCUUUACUUCUCACUACAACUGUUCAGAAACUGACUGCCGCCACAAGUCAGCACCACCUCCUGUUUACCUGACACAUUCACUGUCAGUGUUCAUGCUGCACACUCUGAUCUAGUCGGAAACAAUGCCACAAUCAUCUGUUUUAAUUAAAAUCAGGAAACUCACUGAAACAACUCAGGUGUAAAACCAUCUCACAUUCAGAGUCGACAACUGUGACAGAUACAACGGCCCUUAGGGGCUAAUGUUUACCCAAAUCGUCUUCCACCUAAAUGGAUUUCAGGACAGAGAUAUCACUAAAUGUUUUGGGACAAUGACUGGUUUCCCUUCCUUCAUCUGCUCUGGUGUGAACUAACUGGACUGGUGGAAGCAGGUUUCUGUGAAGGCAUUUUCAUUUUCCUACAUUUGGUCUGUGUUGGCCUGUGUUGUUUUCAGAUCCGUGCUGAUGCAACUUAAAACAAUAGAGACAUGCUGUUGGGAUGGGGUUAGGAUCGUUCCAAAUCCCCUUCCCAAUCCUCCUUACCCCCUCUAUAAGCCCAGCUGAAGGAGAAUAGUAAUUGGCUCUUCUCAGCUCCAGCCCUUAUUGAACUAAGACUCUUCAGCUAAAGAGGAAGUGGACGGAGGAGGGGCAUGACCUCUCCGACCUGAAAAGAAUAGAGAGGGAGAGUAUAUGGGAAAUGGAGUUGGAUGGUGUGGUUGGAUGGUGUGGUCAGAGAGGGGCAGACUGUUCAUUGUAACACAGUCUGUGGUUGAUGUACAGGGAGUAAUGUUUGUGAAUGACAGGGUGGGACUGAAAACUAGGCCAAACCUAUCACUUACUGUAUCUUAAAUGGAAUUCCUUACAGACGGUUUGUCUUCCUCCUGCUUCCUAUGAUUUGAAAACAAGGGCCAUGAGUUUUGAAUGUAUAAUUUGGUUGUUGGAUUGAUGCUAUUUGAGUAACUGAAUUGUAGAACCACAUAGCUCUCUCUCUCUCUCUCUCUCUCUCUCUCUCUCUCUCUCUCUCUCUCUCUCUCUCUCUCUCUCUCUCUCUCUCUCUCUCCCUGUCUCUCUCUGUCCCUUUCUCUCUGUCUCUCUGUCUCUCGCUCUUGCUCACUCUCUCUCUCUCUCUCUCUCUCGCUUUCUCUCUCUCUCUCUCUCUCUCUCUCUCUCUCUCUUUCUCUCUGUCUCUCGCUCUCUCUCUCUCUAUCUCUCUGUCUCUCACUCUCUCUCUCUUUCUCACUCUCUCUCUGUCUCUCUCUCUCUCUCUCUGUCUCUCUCUCUCUGUCUCUCUCUCUCUUUCUCUCUCUCUCUGUCUCUCUCUCUCACUCUCUCUCUGUCUCUCUCUCUUUCUCUCUUUCUCACUCUCUCUCUGUCUCUCUCUCUCUUUCACUCUCUCUCUGUCUCUCUCUGUCUCUCUCUCUCACUCUCUCUCUGUCUCUCUCUCUUUCUCUCUGUCUCUCUCUCUCUCUCUCUCUCGCUCUCUUUCUCUCUCUCUCUCUGUCUCUCUCUCUGUCUCUCUCUCUCUGUCUCUCUCUCUCUGUCUCUCUCUCUCUUUCUCUCUUUCUCUCUGUCUCUCGCUCUCUGUUGGUCCUUAAGGACUUAAACAUGUCACAGUGUUUGAGUGGUUUGACUAAAAUGCUGUCUCGCAAUAAAUGUUCAUCUCUGAGAGAGAUGACUCCUAAAACCCAGCUAACAACAAAUGUUCCCACAACAUUGGAGAACAUUCCCUUAGGAGUCUCAUUAGGACAUCAACGGUCACUCAAAACAUACCCAAAACGUGGUUACCAUGUUCACAGAAUGUAAGAUAUUCAUUUUAUAGACACAAUUUCUGGGAACGUUGCAGGAACAUUCAUGUGUCCAGAUGUCUGAGGGUUAAGAUAACAUUUUAUCAAUGUCACACCAAACAUACACAGAAAAUGGUUACCAUGUUCUCAGAAUACAAGAUAUUCAUGUUCUAGAACGUUCUGUGGAGGUUUUAGUCUAGUUCCCAGCUUGUUUCAGGGAUGUCCCUAAAGAGGUGUUUCUUUACACACCACCCCUUGUUUCUGUUGCAGAGUCAAGGCUCUGAUUGGCUAACCACUGUUCCAUUCACAGCUCUUUGUCUGUUGGCAAGGUUAGGGACACACACACGGUGCUUUUAAAGAUUAGAAUACCGUGAACCUAAAGGUUGUGAGUUUAGAUCCCCGGUGUAGACAUGUUGAAUAGUAACUACUUUAUAAAUGAACAGUGCAAUCAUGUACACUACCAUUCAAUAGUUUGGGGUCACUUAGAAAUGUCCUUGUUUUUGAAAGAAAAACACUUUUUGUACGUUAAAAUAACAUCACAUUGAUCAGAAAUACAGUGUAGACAUUGUUAAUGUUGUAAAUUACUAUUGUAGCUGGAAACGGCUGAUUUUUUUAAUGGAAUAUCUACAUAGGUGUACAGAGGCCCAUUAUCAACAACCAUCACUCCUGUGUUCCAAUGGCACGUUGAGUUAGCUAAUCCAAGUUUAUCAUUUUAAAAGGCUAAUUGAUCAUUAGAAAACCCUUUUGCAAUUAUGUUAGCACAGCUGAAAACUGUUGUUUUGAUUAAAGAAGCAAUAAAACUGGCCUUCUUUAGAGUAGUUGACUAUCUGGAGCAUCAGCAUUUGUGGGUUUGAUUACAGGCUCAAAAUGGCCAGAAACUCAUCCGUCUAUUCUUGUUCUGAGAAAUGAAGGCUAUUCCAUGCGAGAAAUUGUCAAGAAACUGAAGAUCUCGUACAAUGCUGUGUACUACUCCCUUCACAGAACAGCGUAAACUGUCUCUAACCAGAAUACAAAGAGGAGUGGGAGGCCACGGUGCACAACUGAGCAAGAGGACGAGUACAUUAGAUUGUCUAGUUUGAGAAACAGACGCCUCACAAGUCCUCAACUAGCAGCUUCAUUAAAUAGUAUCCGCAAAACACCAGUCUCAACGUCAACAGUGAAGAGGCAACUCCGGGAUGCAAUUUCAGGACUAUGACAGAAUGUCCUCUUUUUUUUUAAACCUGUGUAUUGCAACGUUUUAAUUAAACUGGUCUAGAACAUUCAUAUCUUAUAUUCUGAGAACAUGGCAACCAUGUUCUGUGUAUGUUUGGUGUAAAAUGUGUGGAAUAUUCUCCUAAUCCUCAUAACUGGACACCUGAAUGUUCCUGCAACGUUCCCACUAAAUGUAUGCUUGCUGUGACGUUGCUGGAUUAUUUCUCCCAACCCUCAGAAAACUGGACACAUGAAUGUUCUUUCAACGUCCCAUGAAACGUGUCUAGAACAUUAAUAUGGGAUAUUCUGAGAACAUGGUAACCACGUUCUGGGUAAGUUAGUUUUGUUUGACAUUAAAGGAAUGCUCUCCUAACUGACACUAAUUAGCAUAACGCAACGGACAAAAAAUAUUACUCGAAAAUAUUCAUAUUCAUGACAUCACAAGUGAAAUAUAUUGAAACACAGCUUAGCCUUUUGUUAAUCACCCUGUCAUCUCAGAUUUUGAAAUUAUGCUUUACAGCCAAAGCAAGACAAGCAUUUGUGUAAGUUUAUCGAUAGCCAAGCAUAGCAUUAUGCCUAGCUAGCAGCAGGCAGCUUGGUCACGAAAAUUAGAAAAGCAAUCAAAUUAAAUCGUUUACCUUUGAUGAGCUUCGGAUGUUUUCACUCAUGAGACUCCCAGUUAGAUAGCAAAUGUUCAUUUUUUCCAUAAAGAUUAUUUUGUGUAGCCGAAAUAGCUCCGUUUGUUCUUCACGUUUGGCUGAGAAAUCGACCAGAAAUUGCGGUCCCGACAACGCCGAAAAAUAUUCCAAAUUAGAUCCAUAAUAUCGACAGAAACAUGGCAAACAUUUUUUAGAAUCAAUCCUCAAGGUGUUUUUCAAAUAUCUAUUCGAUAAUAUAUCAACCGGGUCAGUUGGCUUCUUAGUAGGAGCGAGAGAAACAAUGGCCGCAUUUGUCUAUUAUGCACAUAUCACUCUGAGAGCCACCAGCUGACCACUGACGCAAUGUUGUCGCUCACACUAAUUUUUCAAAAUAAAAGCCUGAAACUAUGUCUUCUGACCCUAGACCCAUUAGGGAAGCCAUAUAAAAAGGAAUCUGGUUGAUAUCACUUUCACUGCUCAAUAGGGACGCAUAGGAACGCAGAGGUUUCUAAAUAAGAGUCACUUCCUGAUUGGAUUUUUCUCAGGCUUUCGCCUGCAAUAUCAGUUCUGUUAUACUCACAGACAAUAUUUUUACAGUUUUGGAAACUUUAGAGUGUUUUCUAUCCUAAGCUAUCAAUUAUAUGCAUAUUCUAUGAUCUGGUCCUGAAAAAUAGCUUGAUUACUUUGGGAACGUUAUUUUUCCAAAAAUGAAAAUAGUGCCCCCUAGUUUCAAGAGGUGUUUAACACCAAAACAUGUUAAAUAGGGUCUCAGGAGGUUUUUGCUAACAUACAUAAAAUGUUCACCUAACUAACAGAAAACUGGACACUCAAACAUCAGGGGAACAUUACAGAAAAGUUCUCUCUGUUAGCUGGGAAUAGUCUCCGCUUCCUCAUUCCGAUCAUUCUGAGGGGUAUUUUUCUGGCUGUUUGACUGUAGUACAGUAGCAUGUAGUGUCCUAAUUUCAUGGGAGGGCAUCAACCAAUUAGCCAAUCAACCAACCACUCAUUCAAUCACAUUUGGAUUCACACUGGACCUUUUACAAAUGCAUCUGACCAAAAAAAGCCAACCUUGUGUCAACCCCCAAAGGGCAAUGACAAGAUAAAGCUGUGUUUGCCAGUCCUGGUCAAUAUGUGUCUCUACCCAUACUGUGAAUAUUACUCAAAGGGACGAGCAGAGGCCCCAUUCAUGAACUUUAUGGGCAUCAGCCAUUAUGAUUCUGGUCAAAAGCAGUGCACUCUAGGGUGUCACAUGCCCUGUAGGUCAUGUUGGUGUUUUUCACACAAACAGAUAUGAGAAUGGAGCAAGUGGAACUUGUCGUCUUGUUUAAGAAACUCAUCCCUGAGCUGACAUAGAAAAAAACUCAGUCAAAUGUCAACCCCUAAAAAUAUGGGGUCUCUUUUUUUCGGGGAGAAAGACUCUGGCCUAUGGUCAAAACAGGGAAGCAGGCUAGGCUCCUCUCAUGUGAAUCCAGACUGAUUACAGACCAGAUGGUAUUAGGCCUUUUUAUAAAGAGCAAAUGAGGCUGAUUUCAGUUGCACUGUUGUUGUUGUUUUGUUUUGUAAAAAUGUAUUUUAGACUGUAUUUUUUAUCUUUCCAUUCCCGAAUAUCAUAUAUCAAUAUGUAUUUUUCUGAAGUUUGAUGCCAUUUCCUGGUGGUUUGUAUUCUGUAAUCAAUAAACUGUGAAGGAACACGUGUGGA